Messenger RNA from Planococcus citri (citrus mealybug), 5594 nucleotides. Its product is annotated as multidrug resistance-associated protein 1-like. Bases 539 to 5110 code for a protein of 1523 amino acids. The record is from RefSeq and is a predicted model, not a curated record. Gene Ontology annotation, molecular function: ATP hydrolysis activity; ATP binding; ABC-type transporter activity. Lineage: Eukaryota; Metazoa; Arthropoda; Insecta; Hemiptera; Pseudococcidae. Gene Ontology annotation, cellular component: membrane. Gene Ontology annotation, biological process: transmembrane transport. The transcript is spliced from 31 exons.
GGCUGUCAUUUAGACCCUAGUGGGGCUAUCACAAUGUGUUUUGUUUUUUCAAGUUUUAUUAUUUCACUUUACUCACAUGUUCAGUGUUUCGCCGAGGCGAUGAUGGAUGAAUUUUGUGGUUCUUGUUUUUGGGAUUCGGAAACUGUUUGGGACACGAAUGAUCCCGAUUUGUCGUUAUGUUUUGAGAAAACGGUUCUCGUGUGGGUUCCAUGUGCUUUUCUAUAUGGAUAUGUCUUCCUUUUGAAGUAUACCUACUUCGCCGGUCAAAAUCAUUCGAUAUACCUUUCAAUGUGUAUAAUGUCCUGAAAUUAGUAAGUGUUAUUCUAAUCGUUUUAGAUUUUAUGUAAUUUAAAUUAAUUAUUAUGUAGGUAAUGUCGCAAUUGGAAGCAAUCUCUUAUCUGGGAGACAGAACAUCACCGCAGUCAGAAGAUUACGUUUGUUAGUACCUAGGUAUAAGUUUAUCUAGCAUAAGUACAGUGUAAAUCAUAUCUGCUGAUAAUUACGAGUAACUUGAAAUGUUAAUUAUUUCACCGGUGCCAUGGAUGAAUUUUGUGGUUCUCCUUUUUGGGACGAGAAGACCAUCUGGGAUACAGAUGAUCCUGAUUUCACGAUAUGCUUUGAGAAAACUGUUCUAGUCUGGAUUCCAUGUGUAUUUCUUUGGAUAUUUCUACCUUUGGAAAUAUACUUUCUUCGUCGUUCGUCGGCGUUCGAUAUUCCUUGGAAUUUCUACAAUGUAUCGAAAUUGAUUGUAAUAUCCAUUUUGGCAACCCUUGCACUUACCGAUAUCGCGAAUUACGUGUUCAAUGAUUAUUCAUAUCUGCCGGUGAAUUUUUACUCGCCUUUGAUUAGGUUUACUACUUGUGUGUUGUUUUUUGGAGUAACCUACGCUAAUAUAAAAUGUGGUAUAAGAUCGUCAGCUGUGCUAUUCGUGUUCUCACUGCUGCUGCUGAUAUGCGGGACUCCUCAAUAUCGAACAGAAUUCCGGUUAAGAUGUGGGACGGACAACGCUCGGGAUUCGAUAGAAUUCGGUACUUAUAUGCUUUAUUACCCAGCUUUGGUGAUGAUUUUCGUAUUGAACUGCUUUGCCGAUUCACGUCCACGAAUUUUAAGGCAUCCUCUUGAUGAAAAUGCGUGUCCGGAAAAUGGAUCUUCAGUUUUGUCUCAGUUGCUAUUCGCUUGGUUUGAUCCUUUGACUUGGAAAGGGUACAAAAAACCAUUGGAAAAUGAAGAUUUGUGGAGUAUUAAUUACACCUUAUCGUCGGCCAGUGUCGUACGAAAAUUCGAAAAGCAUUGGAACGAAAUUGUGGAACGAGCUAAAAAAACUUCCAACGUGAGAAUCAAAGGUGUUUCUGAAAACGGCGCAUUAUUAAGAAAUGGAGGAGAAAGCGUGAGUACAUCUGAAAAUGCUGAAUUAAUAAAAAACGCCGUAGAUGGUGUCGAAAACGAUGGAAGCACGACCCAAGUAUCAAUUUUACCAGCCCUAUAUCGAACUUUCGGUACUACUUUCAUAGUUGGGACAACGUUGAAAGUGUUUCUAGAUAUGUUGCCUUUUGUCAGUCCUCAAAUUUUAAGUUUAUUGAUCGAUUUUAUUGAUGGCAACGAACAGAUGUGGAAAGGAUACGUGUACGCUACAGCAUUAUUUUUCGUUGCUUUUCUUCAAUCUCUACUGACAGCGCAAUAUCUGCAUAGAAUGUACAUGGUCGGACUUCAAAUACGAACGAGUUUAAUUUCAAUUAUUUAUAAAAAAGCAUUACGUAUAUCGAAUGGUGCUCGAAAAGAUUUCACAAUGGGAGAAACAGUGAACUUGAUGUCAGUAGAUGCUGAACGAUUUGUUGACCUGAUGGCGUACACGUAUUUGUUGUUUUCAACUCCUGUUCAAAUUGUGCUGGCGUUAUAUUUCUUAUGGCAAAUUCUUGGUGCCAGUAUAUUUGCUGGUUUUGGUGUCAUUAUGGUUUCGAUUCUAAUCAAUUGGUUUAUCGCCGACAGAUUGAAAACUUUGCAGUUGGCGCAAAUGAAAAAUAAAGACAAUCGAGUUAAAUUAAUGAAUGAAAUAUUGUCCGGAUUUAAAGUGUUGAAAUUGUACGCUUGGGAAUCCAGUUUUGAAAAGCACGUGUUAUCUGUUCGAAAUGAAGAAACACGAAUAUCUUUGCAACAAGCAUAUUGGGAAGGUUUUAUGUCAUUUAUUUGGGCUUUCACUACGUUUUUGAUUUCAUUAGUUACUUUCGCUGUGUUUGUAUUAUCGGACGAGAAACACAUAUUUGAUGCAAAAGUAGCUUUCGUAUCGUUAUCGCUAUUCAAUGUUUUAAGAUUACCCUUGUUGAUAUUUCCAAUGAUGGUUACGUUUUCAGUACAGGGUGGCACUUCGCUGAAAAGAAUAAAUAAAUUUUUAAAUUCAGAAGAUUUGAGUUUCGGCGAUGUUACUCAUGAGAAUCGAGCUGAAGCAUUGGUCAUUGAAAACGCAUCGUUUGCAUGGGAAGGGCAGAACGGGUCGCCUAUUUUGCAUAAUAUAAAUUUAAAAGUCGAUUCUGGAGCUUUAGUAGCAGUCGUUGGACCGGUUGGUGCUGGAAAAAGCUCAUUGAUCUCUGCAUUUUCGGGCGAAAUGUACAAAUUAUCCGGCAUUGUGAAUACACGAGGUACCGUAGCGUAUGUACCUCAACAAGCAUGGAUUCAGAAUGCUACCUUAAGAGAUAAUAUCACUCUAGGAGAAAAUAUUAAUCAAGUUUUUUAUGACCGGAUAUUAGAAGCUUGUGCUUUAAAACCAGAUCUUGAAAUAUUGCCCGGAGGUGAUUUAACAGAAAUUGGUGAAAAGGGAAUAAAUUUGAGCGGUGGUCAAAAACAAAGAAUUAGUUUGGCCAGAGCAGUGUAUUUUGGAGCCGAAGUGUAUUUUCUAGAUGAUCCGUUGAGUGCUGUAGACUCGCACGUUGGUAAACAUAUAUUCGACCGCGUGAUUGGUCCUAGUGGAUUACUGAAAGAUAAGACUCGUGUCUUAGUAACUCACAGCGUAACUUAUUUAUCUCAAGUUGAUUUCAUCGUUGUUAUAAAAGAUGGUUCUGUUUCCGAAUCAGGAACAUUCGAAGAACUACUCGAUAACAAAGGAGAUUUCUCCGAAUUUUUGGAAUCGUAUUUAAGAGAAGUUGAUGAACCUGACGAAGAAGAGUUAAAUAAGUUGAAAGCUAUUUUGGGAGAAGAAAAAGUUGCCAAUGAACGACUCGUGAGACAAAAAUCAAAAAAUAGUGAAAGCGAAUCAGGUGGACCACUUAAUAGACAAAAAUCAACCACUCAUGAAACUGAGAAUUCGCUCAGAAAAGAUAAAGAUGACGUUAUUGGAGAUAAAUUAAUCGAAGUGGAACGUGCCGAAACGGGAAAUGUUAAAUGGCAAGUCUACGUGUAUUAUCUGCGGUCAGUGGGAUUUUUCUUGUCGUUUGUUAUCAUAUUCCUGAACUUCUGGAUCCAUACAUUGUCCUUAGCUUCGAAUGUAUGGCUGUCUGAAUGGUCCAGCGAUUUGAACGCUACUAAUCCCAACGGUACUCAGGUUUCUGAUAAAAGAGAUCUAUAUCUUUCAGUUUAUGCUAUAUUAGGAAUAAGUCAAGGUACCGUAGAAUUUAUAGCCUAUAUUAUUAUUCGUCUGGCUUGCUGGAAAAGUGCUAGACUUUUACAUAACCUCAUGUUGAAGAAUGUUUUCCGUUUGCCACUUUCGUUCAUGGAUGUGACGCCUGCUGGACGUAUUCUAUCCAGAUUUUCGAAAGAUAUCGACGUUCUGGAUAACAAGCUUCCGAAUCAAAUUAAUAAUUUUAUUUACUCGUUAGGAGAUGUGAUUUUCACUCUUUUAAUCAUUAGUUACACUACUCCAACUUUCGCUUUCUUCGUUUUUCCCAUUAGCGUUGUUUAUUACAUUGUUCAACGAUUUUAUGUUACCACCUCAAGACAACUUAAACGACUGGAAUCGAUAUCACGGUCUCCGAUUUAUUCACAUUUUGUUGAAACCGUUUCUGGUGCACAAUCAGUUCGAGCUUACGGUCUGUCGGAAAAAUUCAUCAAACAAUCAGAAGCGAAAGUGGACUCUAAUUUGAGAAGUUAUUAUCUGAAUCUUGUUUCCAAUAGGUGGCUUGCGGUGCGCACUGAAACAAUUGGAAACGUCAUUAUUUUUUUUGCUGCUUUGUUCGCUGUUUUAGAAAGAGAUAAUUUAAGUGCUGGAAUGGUCGGUUUAUCUGUCAGUUACGCUUUGCAAAUCACCCAGAUUUUGAACUGGUUCGUCCUCGUUACUUCGGAAGCAGAAACUAACAUCGUUUCUGUUGAAAGGGUCAAAGAAUACAGCGAAACUCCCCAAGAAGCCGCUUGGAAAAUACUUAACGAACCGGUGCCUCAAAAUUGGCCAUCCAAAGGUGAUAUAGCAUUUCAAGAUUUUCAAGUUCGGUAUCGAAAUGGUCUGGAUCUGGUUCUGAAAGGGAUCUCAUUCUUUAUAAACGGUGGCGAAAAAGUGGGUAUUGUUGGUCGAACUGGUGCUGGAAAGUCAUCUUUAACUUUGAGUUUAUUCAGAAUAAUCGAAUCUGCCGGUGGAAAAAUUCUGAUCGAUGGUGUGGAUAUUGCUGCAUUAGGAUUGUAUACCCUUCGUUCGAAAUUAACCAUAAUACCUCAGGACCCAGUUCUAUUUUGCGGAUCGUUAAGGAUGAAUUUAGAUCCUGGAGAAGAAUAUUCCGAUGAAAAAAUUUGGCACGCUUUAGAAUUAGCUCAUCUCAAAUCACAUAUUUCCAGUUCAGAUGUUGGACUCCAGUUCGAAGUUACCGAAGGGGGUGAAAAUUUCAGCGUUGGUCAAAGGCAGCUGAUCUGUUUGGCUAGAGCUCUUCUGCGUAAAACAAAAGUAUUGAUUUUGGAUGAAGCCACUGCAGCUAUCGAUUUAGAAACCGAUGAUUUAAUUCAGAGCACAAUUCGUAGCGAAUUUGCGGACUGUACUGUUUUAACGAUAGCUCAUCGAUUGAAUACCAUUAUGGAUUACGAUAAAAUCAUAGUUCUAGAUAAAGGAUAUUUAGUCGAGUACGACUCUCCGAAAGUUUUACUCGAUUCUAAGAGUUCAGUAUUUUAUGGAAUGGCUGUGGAUGCUGGUUUGGUGUAAGAAUUUUCUACCUAUUGUGUUCCAAUUGUUACGUAACCACGAUGUCUGAUGCGGUUUUGGGUUUGGAUUUGGACAUCACACAUCACACUUUUCAACGUAUAAAAUAUUUUAGUCAUGCCAUUUUAUUCAUGUGAUAGUAUUUUUAUUUGAAUGGCUGUUGUUGUUGUUUUUAGUGAAGAAUUUUAAAACGAGUUUGUAUGUUUUAUUUACUUCGCGAAUUUUAACGACCCCCGCCUCCUUCUCAUUCUAUUCCUCAGUUUUCGGUUAGAAGUAGAGUUUUGACUUUGAAUAUUUGUAAAUAGAAAAUUUGAGAUUUUUCAAUAUGAAUUGAACUAUUCUCUUCUUCCCCCCUCCUUUCAUUCUUUAUCUUUGGCAAAAUCUGAAUGUAACCUCAUGCUUGUACAUGAUUAUUUUAUUUUUAUUAUUUUAGCUCUCGUUUGUAGGAGGAAGUUUAAAUAAAAAUAAAAUGAAGAAGAAACUGAUA